AUAUGGAGGAAAAAGCUGAGAAACAUCUUAUUUAAGUCUGUGAUGCUAAAGACAAAAUAAAAGAAACAUCAGAGGACGAAUAUAUUCUAAAGAUAAAUGAAAAUCGAAGAGCAUAUGUCAUAAGGGUCAGGAGUGUUUGUGUAAUUUCUCUCACAGCCAGCAGGGGGAGACAAACAGCAGUGGCUCUUCCACUGGAAGUUGUCUUUGCAAAACUGUGCAGGAUCUAAAAUAUAUCAGCUAAUGAGGUCAGCAGUAAAUUUAAUCAGUGAAACCUUUCAGUAGCUGUAGAAAGGAAGACAAUCCAGUCAAGCAGUUUCAGUAAAACCUUGUUGUAAUGAUGGAUCAGAUGGAUGAUAAUGAUUCAGAUCAGUUCAGGUAUUUAUUUAACAAGCUAGGGCCACUACACCAGAUUUCCAGUUCAGGUUAGAGAUGAAAUGAUAGCAAGAGUGUGAAAGUUUCUCAUGACGUAAAUGACAUCUCGUUUAUUCUCCUCCAAACAUUCAUCUACAUCUUCAGAAAACAUCACAAGUCUCAGAGCUGUAGAAGCCUCUAAGACUAGACUCCUACACUGACUCCACAUAUUGCUCUUCUUUACAAAAAUAGACAGAGUUUGAUCAGCAGAUCAUUACAAUGCAAACAUUGCACACCAACAUGAUUAUAAAAACUAUUUGUCACUUGUGUGAUUUGAAAAUAAUACGUUUUCACUCUGAAAUCACAGUCUGCUCCGGUUAAAUUCCUUCAUUUGUCCUCUUCUAGCUUUAUCUGAUGAUACAACAUCAAGGUUAAAACCACAACACAAUGACAAUUUGAAUAUUUUUCAAGAAAUUCAAAGCAGCAGUAACAAAAAAUCCAAUGAUUUAACAGCAGUACAAGCAAAUUAUAGUAUACUUUCUAACAUUUGAGAUGUCUGAAGAUUGAAAAAUGAGAACUACGCUGUGAAAUGCACACUGUUUCAUUUAAAAACAGUCUUAUAGUACAUUUUAUUUGCUUUGUUUAGCGGCAUCAUAUUCUUUUUUUGCACAACUGAACAAUUUAAUGUGUUUGGAAAAACACUUGAUUCAAACACAGAGUCUGAUCUUCAUUUUUCCAGGCACUGACUUUAAUUUGAUCUGAAUUAAAAUCACACUGGUCUGCUGGUAAUAUAAACAAUCAUGUUCUAAUCAUGAUGUUGCAUUAUUAUGAAGUAAAUCUAAAAGGUCACAUUUGCCAGGUUAGAAACUGAGAAAGUGAUUGCAGUAUCAGGCAUUUUAUCUUAUUGAUUGAAAUAAUGGAAGAAAGAAUGAAAUGUAUUCAUUUAUUUGUGAGUUUAAACUGUACAAACAUCAUUUUGAUUCAGCUGCUGUUUGUUUGUGGAUCAGCCGCAGUAAUCUACAUAAUCUGCUCUGCUGGUAAGAACGACACGAACAAAUUUUCUGAUUUACUCCCAAAUGUUUGGAGAGCUUUAAAUAAUUUAGUACAUCAGAAUCAUUUGUUUGUGCUCAGUGUAGAUAUUUUAACUUCAUUUGGCUGCAGGUUAUCAAGGUCAAAAACACAAAACAAUGACUAAUUAAAUAUUUUCCACUUCAGUAGCCAGUUGUGAAUCUGCACAAAAUCCGAUUUGGAAAAUUCAAAAAUCUGUUUUAACAGCAGUUGGAGAAAAUUAUAUUACUGUCUACACUUGAGAUCUCUUUAUUAACUGAUGUGGAAACUGGGAAACAUUACAGAAAACCCAGAAACACAUUCCCCAAAUAAAACUGGAUCAGUUCCAUUUAAAAAACACAACCAGUCGGGUGCUACUGUACUUUUUAAUCAUAUUGUUUCGCAGCUCAGUAUUUCUUACAGGUGACAGAUUGCAAACAUUUCAUUUGGCCAAGCUGCAGCACUUCAUUUUGGAGCACAAACCGACUCAUUCUGCCAGAGCAAACAGGCUAAAUUAAAUCUAGUGUGGAGUCACUUCUGGCUUCAGUUUUCUCCUGCGAGUGCACACAGUCACACCUGCACACAGACACACAACACAGCAGGUAAGAGACUGCCGGAGCCGGCCCCAGUGUUGGCCUAUUUGCAUUUUAAAUGCUUUCAGCCGGCCCACUACUGUGUUCACAGUGCAGUGCAGCACAGCUAAUCUACACACCUAAGAUGUGUGACUGGCUACAGCCAAGAGUCUGCGGGGGUGGAGGAGAUGGUGAAGACGCAAACAUUGACAAGAAAGGGGGGAUGAAAGAAGACGAGAAGGUGUACCUGGUUACUUUAGAGGCCCUCUGUGCUUUAAGAAGAAGCAGAUAUGCUAAUCGGAUUCUGGAUAUUCUUGAUUUUAUAUUUAGAAAACAGGACGCAAAACAUGAAACUAGCAUCUUUUUAAGCAAUUUGCUCAAAAGGCAGCCAAGUGAAUAGGAGAUGAAGGUAAAGAGGGAUGUAAGAGAGACAUGAAAAGGAUUUAAAAUCAAAGGACAUAACAUUUCUGUCACACUCAGAGCUUAAGAUGUGGAGUUAGUGUUGCACAUUUUAUAUGUUUCUACAAGACUGAGAGUCAGCAGUGAGGGACUUCUCUAAAUUUCGUGCAAUGAAGUUAUUUUCAACCACAGAUUUUUUAAAAAACUGAUCCACUAAAAAGCAACUUUUAAGUGAGUAGGUGUGCAGAUGCAGGUCACUAGUUUGGUAAAUUUGAGGCACCUUCUUUGGGGAUUUCAAAGAUUUCUACAGAAACACGACAAACAAAACACUACAAGACAAGAAAGAACUGAUCAUCCACACUCCUGCCGAGUGGCUACAAGCAUCCUCUCCCUCUGCAGCGUCAGAUAUACAAACCAAAGUGGUGAAAAUGUGCCUCCCCCUUUGUCAACCCCCCACACUCACACGAACAACUGAUAAGCUUUGAGGGUCGAAGCCUUGAACCUCAGUGAACUCAGGCACCAGCUCGUCUGCCGAGGCCUUGCAGUGGAUGCACCGGCGGGGGCCAAAUGCUCCCAUCCCCUGGUGUGUGAAUGCAAGGGUGUGUGUAGGGGUCUAUACUGUAGCAGCAGAGGGGGGUUGGGGGACAGUUGCUGGGAUUGUUGUGCGUGUUUGGAACAAAAGGCCUUGAUUACUGAAAUCCUGCAAAAGGCAGGAGAGGAGGUGUUAAAAGUGAUACAGUGGAGAAACAGGCCGAGCUGGAGCUCAGCGGCCUUCCUCUGCUCUCAUAAAGUUUGUGUCCACACCCUGUCUGCACAUCUAAUCCACAAACCUCCUCCUACUGAGCACAAACUAAAGGAUAAAUACAAAAUCACAUCACAGUCAGUACAAGAGGAAGAGCAAGUUCAAGUUUUUUUUUUAAUGACAGAUUUGUGCACUAAAGAGGGAUUUUAUGACAUUUAAUCAGAAGUAAGAGCCACCCCUGUAUUUUUAUGCAGCAUAAAUUUGAAAAAAGUUCAUUCAUGAGGCACGGAUAAGCAGUGAUGGCACUCUAAUGCCAAAAGUACUUGACAUAUAACCUUGAACUGUUGACAUCUGGAGUUGGCUUUGACAAAGAAAAGCAAAAACGUGUUGAUAAAACCUAAAAGCAUCGAUACCUGCUCACCUCCAGGUCUGUGUUCUUCUCAGGGACCCUCCUCCACUGACACAUUGGCUUUUGUUUAACACUUCACAUUGAAAUUGACCCUGGCUCGAUGUGAGAAGGAGCAGGAGGGAGGAGGUGUUUCACAGAGCAGACACAAAAAAGAAAAAGAAGCGGAUCAACGAUUGACAAUUUCCUGAUGGGAGGUGCUGCUUAUCAGACCCCCAAAAAUCUCCAGUGCGCACCGGCAGACCAAGACUACAGCAGCAGCAGCAGCACGCACGCAAUGGACUGAAACUCCCAGACUGGGAUCAAUAAUCAGCUGUUAAAGUCGCCUACGUGACUCCUUGCGAGGCUCAUUUCUGUCCCUGGACGCUCAGCUCUGUUCAAAGAUGAUUCAGAGGAACGAGGUGGUGCUGUCAGUCCUUGGAGAGCUCCAGGAGGCCACCGAGAGUGCCGGCCUGGACGCUGUGACCAGAGUGGCCCUGGAGGUGGACCAGGUUCUCAUCCCCUUCCAGCUCCCCAAGACAACCUGUCAGGAUUUCCCAGAGUGGGCCGGUGUGGACGACGCAGCUCACGGUUUGUACCCAGCCGAUGCGCCUGGUGGCCUCCUGCCGCUGAACUGCAAUGGAGAAGGCAACUUGUUGUUUGAUGCCGUCAGCAUGCUGCUAGUGGGUAACACUGGACUCAGCUUGGAGCUACAGGUGCGGACCGUAGUGGAAAUGGUGCUGUGGAAGAGAUACUACUUGUCUGGGAUGAUUGACUCUAAAAUGAUGCUCCAAGCUGUUCGUUUUAGUCUCUGUGCAGAAGAAUCAGAAGACAUGCUGAACCUGCCUGUACCCAUCCUGGAGGCCAUCUUUGAUGCAGAUGUUAAAGCCUCUUGCUUCCCCGGCUCCUACGCCAACAUGUGGCACCUUUAUGCCUUAUCCUCAGUGCUCCAGUUCAACAUCUACUCCAUCUACCCCAUGUUCAACCUCAAGAUCAGGCCAUACUUCAACCGAGUCAUACGCCCGAGGACCUGGCCUACAGACUCAGACCCGCAGACCAUCCACAUCAUGUGGUCUGGUGAGCUGCAGUCCGAGACCUUGUUCAGGCCGAAUCACUUUGUCGCACUCGUCCAGACAAGUGACCUGACCUUUGGAAGCCCUGAAAGCGAGCGGAGAGCAUCGCCAGUGAAGAGGGAGGAGCUGCUGAGCCAGGACUCACAGCUUUCUUACCCAAGUCUGAAGGACAAGUACAACAUCACCAAGAGGACCUUCUACCGCUGGAAGAGGCAGACGCAGGAGCACUGCAAAAAAUCAGCGGCCAGGUAUGAGGCGAAGUAUUUCCUGCAGGCAUGCUAUCUGGAAGGCAAGCUCAUCCCUCUGCACCAGUUUAAGGAGUUUUUCCCAGAGAUCUCGAGGUCGUCUUACUAUAACUGGAAGCACGAGCUGCUGAAGACUGGAGGAAACUUCUCCACCUCAUCCUCCACUGGAGAGAUCAGUCCUGGAGAGAGCACCGAGCAGGAGGUCUGGUCUUCACCCGAAGCUAAGCAGGACGAAUCGGACCACCAUGACAGCGUGGCCAGCAUGUUCGGCCUCGAUCUCGGCAAAAUAGACGUGGAGCGUGCUCAAAACGUCACACAUAUGCAGGAGGCGAAGCGCUGCCUGCAGAACUGCAUUGCCAUGAAUACGUCCUUCCCCUUCCGCAUCUUCAAGAGAAAUUUUCCAGGAAUCUCGAGAUCAACCUACUACAACUGGAGGAGAGAGGCCAUGCUGUUAAACAGAAGCUACAAAGGCAGCGUGGGCAGCAGCUCAGACAGCUCAGAUGCCGACAAGAGCCAAAGCCCGAAGAGUCUGUCGCCGGUGCUGCCCAACGCGAGCCAGCCGAGAGUGAAGAUCUGCAGGAGAAAACACAAAAGCUUCAGGCUGGCGUACAUGAGUAAAAAACAGCUCAGAGAGGUUGCCAAGUUGCACGUCCAGAAGUCCAAAUGGUCCCUCACCAAGUUCAAGCUCAAGUUCCCGUCCAUGUCGCCUUGUUUCUACUGGCUGUGGCGCAGCAGCCAGAACCGCAAGAAGAAGGCGGUCACCCAGAGAGCAGAAAUCAAAGAACCUGAGAGUCUGGAAAUCCAAGCUGCAGGAAGCAACGUUGAGGAAAUGAGGAUGGAAAGUCAGGGUGCGAUCCCAUUUGCCAAGAGCCCAAAAUACCAGAAAAUUUCUGCCGUUUCCUCUUUAGCUGCCCCACAUUCAAAGCACACCCUCCACAGAAAGGCACCCAUAGUUGAGCAGAUCUUCACGAUGGAUGUGGUGGCUCUGGCCAACUUCAAGGCCAAGGCCAAGCUCUUCCUGCAGCAACGCUUCGAGGAGAAAUCCUUCCCCACGUUUAAAGAAUUCCGGUCCUACUUCCCGUUCACUCCACGCUCCACGUACUACAUGUGGAAGAGAGCUCUGCACCACGGAGUGUCGCUGGUUCAUGGGUAAAUAAGAAAAUGUGCAACAUGGAAGCUAUGCUCAUGAACUUCUCAGUCCUUCUUGCUUUUUGUUGAAGAAAACUACCUACACGUUGUUGAUUUGUGUUCUUGUGUUCUAAAAGACUGUAAAGUACGUCAGCAUAGCAUCUAAAUGCAUUUUGUUCUUCCUAAACCCCCCCACCACCACAGAUCAUUCCUCCCUCCUGGACAUUUGCACGUGUGUGAAAAGAAACUGAGCCGUGGGUCUGUUAAAACCCUGCAUGUUUCCCUGCAGGCAAAAGACAGUUCAAAGCUGUUGUUUGGUGGCAUUUUGUUUGAAGCGUUUCACCUCAGUUCUCUUUUAAUCCCCACUUGUGGACUUCUUUCGGCUUCUUCUUUUUUUUCUUCAAUUUUUAUUUGUUUUUGAUUGUUCAUGCUUGAACUUAUGCUUUUUGUUUCUUUGAAUAUUGAUCUGGGAGAUUUGUAGUGUGCCGAUGUUUCUCUUUCUUUUUUUUUUUUUUUUUUUUAAAUAUAAAGAGCAGCCAGUAUUAAUUUUCUGAGAUGGUUUCUCCUCUUUGCUCCACUGUAAACAGUCCCAUUUCCAGUCCCAUUUCAUGUUUCUCAGGGAUUUGUUUGUGCUCUGAUGUUUUAGGCGGUUUUAGGUGUUUUAACAUACCUCAUCAUUCUGGAAAUCAGCAAUAUAAACUUGUAGAUUUGCCAUACUGUAUUUGCACUAUUACUAUUACACUGUUGAAUGUAUUAUCUUAACCUUUAUGCACACAAUGGUUAAGCUGCUACCUAACCAGAGUAAAACACCUCUAGCAGAAUCUAGGUGAAGGUAUUUUGUUUUUGUGCACUCCUUCAUUUCAAAACUACCUAUUUCCCUGAAAUAUUGGGAAAAUGUGCCUUUAUAAGCGACUUUUGUUUACAGAUCGAUGUGUUUUGCAGAACUACCUCUGUAACACCCCUGAAUAACAGAUUUCACUACACAUUUGUUCUCUUUGUAUUUAUUUUAUUUUUUUUGUAUUCAUUACAUUCUGAAAUGGAUGCUGUUCCCACCGGCAGUUUGCGUCAUAUUGAGUCGGUAACUGAGUUAAGCUGUAUUCUUCGGUUGUUUAUCAAUAAAUGAUCAACCA
Messenger RNA from Amphiprion ocellaris (clown anemonefish), 7072 nucleotides. RefSeq names its product vertebrae development associated (gene vrtn). NCBI's taxonomy places the organism in Eukaryota, Metazoa, Chordata, Actinopteri, Pomacentridae. The record is from RefSeq and is a predicted model, not a curated record. The transcript is spliced from 3 exons. Gene Ontology annotation, biological process: regulation of transcription by RNA polymerase II. Bases 3901 to 5967 code for a protein of 688 amino acids. Gene Ontology annotation, cellular component: chromatin.